Molecule: messenger RNA, 1370 nt
Organism: Notolabrus celidotus (New Zealand spotty)
Lineage: Eukaryota; Metazoa; Chordata; Actinopteri; Labriformes; Labridae
Gene: rdh12l
Product: retinol dehydrogenase 12, like
Exons: 7
Coding region: 158-1054 (298 amino acids)
Source: RefSeq, a predicted model, not a curated record
CCUAUCACACAUCAGUGUUUACUUGCACUUCCGCAUCGGCAUUUUAACCCACUGACGCUCUUUGAAAAUCAAGUUUGAGGGUAUAAUCUGUCAUCACAGAUUUCUUUAAAGUGUUUAAAUUUACACACAGAGAAUAAAGUCAGGGCUGUGGAUUAAGAUGGAGGCUGUGAGAAAACUGUUCCGGGGUGCCUGGUCGUCUGCUGAGAGGCUGGAUGACAAAACUGUGCUCAUCACUGGCGCCAACACUGGGAUUGGCAAAGAGACAGCCAUAGACCUGGCAAAAAGAGGGGCACGGAUCAUCAUGGCAUGCCGGAGUGCCGAGAGAGGGGAGGCGGCUGUGAAAGAAGUCAUUGAGAGCUCAGGGAACCAGAAUAUCGUUUACAUGAAACUGGACUUGGCAGACAGCAAGUCCAUCAGAGAGUUCGCUGAAGCUGUCAACAGAGAUGAGCCAAAACUGAACAUCCUCCUUAACAAUGCUGGAGUGAUGGUUUGUCCUUAUGGGAAGACAGCGGAUGGAUUUGAGAUGCAGAUCGGCGUCAAUCACAUGGGUCACUUCCUGUUGACUUAUCUGUUGCUUGACCUGGUCAAAAAGUCUGCACCAGCCAGGAUUAUCACAGUGUCCUCCAUGGCUCACACUUGGGGCUCCAUCAAACUGGAAGACAUCAACAGUGAGAAGAGUUACGACAAGAAGGCAGCGUACUCUCAGAGCAAGCUGGCAAACGUCCUCUUCACCCGCUCACUGGCCAGGAGACUAGAAGGCACAGGUGUGACCGCGUAUUCCCUCCACCCUGGAGUCGUCCAGACAGAUUUAUGGCGACACCUGAGCGGCCCUCAGAAGGCUAUCAUGAAGAUGGUCAGUCCUUUCACCAAAAACUCUAGUCAGGGAGCUCAGACGUCCAUUUACUGCGCAGUGGAGCCAACGCUGGAUAAAGAGAGCGGGGGAUACUACAGCGACUGUGCUCCAGCUAACUGCUCGUCAGCCGCCAAAGAUGACGUCGUGGCGCAGAAGUUGUGGGAGCUGAGCUGCAACAUGCUGUCGAUAACGUGGGAAUGAGGCUGCAUGAACUAAAUAAAGAAAAGCUUCACUCACCGCCUGCUGAGUUUCUUUACUAACCCAUGCAUUUUCUUUUUCCUGAAAUAAUGUGAAUAAUUCACAAUGUAUUAACUUAUAUGUGUAAUAUAAACAGAUAUCACAUUCUUAUAUAUAUAUACUUUUCUAUCAAUUUUUUAACCACUCUGCUGUAGACAACGUCCAGAAGAACUCAAGAGAACCAUUUUUUAGUAAGAUACUACAGGGUCAUUUACAUGGUGAUUUUUAAGUGUAUUUCUGUGCCUGUAUGUUCUGACAAUAAAUCUAGUUUCCAAUCUUA